UGCCUUCUCGGAGUGCUCUCCACCAUUUCAGUGGGAUAGAAUGGAGUUCCUCGUAGUGCCUUCCUCAUCUGGCUACCUUCAACUUUCUUCAAACCCUAAAUUCACCCACGCUUUUUCGCUUGAUUACACCAAGAACCCUUCAUGUGCUCCCAGGAAGAAGACGACUAUUAUCAGUUGCCUCUCGACCCAGACCAGAAGAAAGUCUGGUUCAGCGAGCCGGAGCCCAUCUUCGGAGGCUGAGGAGCUCGUUGCUCAAAUGAUGAACAGCUUCACGGACAAGAAGCCUCUGGUGGCCACUCUCAACAAGUACGUGAAAAUGGUGCGUACAGAGCACUGUUUCUUGCUCUUUGAAGAGCUCGGCAAGAGUGACAAAUGGCUUCAAUGCCUUGAGGUAUUCAGAUGGAUGCAAAGGCAGCGGUGGUAUAUAGCUGACAAUGGGGUUUACUCAAAAUUGAUAUCAGUUAUGGGGAGGAAAGGGCAAACUCGAAUGGCAAUGUGGUUAUUUUCCGAGAUGCGUAAUAGUGGGUGCAGGCCGGAUACCUCAGUGUACAAUUCGCUUAUCUCGGCCCAUCUCCAUUCCAAGGAUAAGGCCAAGGCCUUGGCGAAGGCGGUUGGGUACUUUGAUAAGAUGAAAGGGAUGGAAAGAUGUAUGCCCAAUGUUGUUACGUAUAAUAUUCUUUUGAGAGCUUUUGCUCAGGCACGGGAUGUUGAAAAGGUGAAUGAUUUAUUCAAAGAUCUUGAAGAGAGUGUUGUUACGCCUGAUAUCUUUACAUUUAAUGGCGUGAUGGAUGCCUAUGGGAAAAAUGGGAUGAUCAAGGAGAUGGAGUCUGUGCUCACACGGAUGAAGAGAUAUAAGUUGAAACCAGAUAUCAUUACUUUUAAUUUGUUGGUUGAUGCGUAUGGGAGGAAGCAAGAAUUCGAAAAGAUGGAACAGGUUUUUAAGAGCUUGUUGCGUUCAAAGGAGAAGCCAACUAAUCCUACGUUUAAUUCAAUGAUUACAAAUUAUGGUAAAGCGCGGCUCAGGGAUAAGGCAGAAGGGAUUUUCCAGAAAAUGAAUGAUAUGGGGUACAAGCCAAGUUACAUCACGUAUGAAUGUCUCAUUAUGACGUAUGGGCGUUGUGACUCUGUCUCAAGGGCAAGAGAUAUAUUUGAUGAAAUGGUUGAAACUGAAAAGGAAAAGAAGGUUUCAACUCUGAACUCAAUGCUUGAUGUGUAUUGCAUGAAUGGUUUAACUAUGGAAGCACAUAUGCUGUUUGAGAGCAUACAUCAUUCUAAAAUCUUCCCCAUUGACUCUUCAACAUAUAAGCUUCUGUACAAGGCAUACACUAAAGCAGAUAUGAAAGGGCUGGUAGAGAAAUUGUUGAAAUAUAUGGAUGGAGAUGGCAUCAUCCCUAAUAAGAGGUUUUUCCUGGAUGCACUGGGGGCUUUUGGGUCUUCACCUUCAAGCCAAAAGUCCACUGGUAAGAGUAUUCAGUCAAGAACACAGGCAUCAAGGGCACGGAAUUAGUUGUUGUGAAUAGUUGUCUGGAGUUUGAUAUUGCAGACACUCGAUUCUCUUUCAGUCCACACUUAUAUUUGGAAUAGCUAUUUUUGCUGACAGAUGGCUGAAUCAAUAAUGGAAUUGCUGUAGUCAAUUUUGUUUCCCCGAUAAGUUCCUGUCCAUUCAAAUUACAAGAUAAUCUACAUAAUCUUGUCUUACAUGCUAGCAAGCACAUGAUUUGUAGCUGUAGAUGCGUGUAACUGCAUUUGUCAUUUGGUGCACAUGAAUCAAGUUAAAUGAAAUAAAAUUCUCGGUCUCUGAUUCCUUAUCAAUGAACCAUGAUUCCUUUUAAA
Ipomoea triloba (trilobed morning glory) is the source of this 1833-nucleotide messenger RNA. RefSeq names its product pentatricopeptide repeat-containing protein At4g39620, chloroplastic-like. The record is from RefSeq and is a predicted model, not a curated record. The transcript has 2 exons. Lineage: Eukaryota; Viridiplantae; Streptophyta; Magnoliopsida; Solanales; Convolvulaceae. Gene Ontology annotation, molecular function: mRNA binding; protein binding. The coding region runs from base 41 to 1507 and encodes 488 amino acids.